UCACUUACUUGAGCAUGACCCAACAAUGAAUCCUGGUAACCAGGCAGUCAACUGCCUACAUCCAGCCAAGCAGGCUCACUAGGCUGAGACCCUAGAGAGAGCAGGAUGUUCUCUUGCUGUUUUAAGAUUGCUAGAGGCACAGGCGUCAAGAAGGACAAGAGUGGAGGUCAUGGUGGUGCCUGGAGACACAGGAUUCACUCCUGCCUCCAACGCCUCUGGCCAUUUUCCCGGAAGGAAGCAGACUUGACCCAGGGCAGCCAGGACCAAGGCCACACUGAGAAGGCUAAGGAGGAUUCUGCCCCAAAGGACCAGAAGGAGCCCUGUGGAGAGUCCCGCAUCAGUGCAGAUGUGGUGGAAAAGCUAGUGAACCACCUGGUGCCUUCCCUGCAGGCUGGGGACACCUUCUUUGUCCCUGCCUUCCUGUGUACAUACCGAAGGUUUGCCACCACCCAGCAGGUGCUGGACCUGCUGUUCAAGCGCUAUUCAUACUUCCGUCCUUAUUGUGAAGAGGAUGAACAAGCAAAGAACACCCUCUGUUCCUUCCUGGACACAUGGAUAGAUAAGAACCCUGAGGAGUUUUGUCAGACCUCAGACCUCUCCAUUCUGAGGAAGCUGAAGACCUACUUGAUUUUGAACAUGCCAUAUUCGGACCUUAUUGUUCGUGUUCAUAUGCUCCUGACUGACUUGCAGCAAGAAGAGGCCAGUGAGUCAGAGAUAGAGGAUGAUGAAGAUGAAGAAGACUCAGGUAGUUGCUUGAAACCGUGUAUGUGA
Messenger RNA from Meriones unguiculatus (Mongolian gerbil), 771 nucleotides. Its product is annotated as ral guanine nucleotide dissociation stimulator-like. The transcript has 4 exons. Bases 106 to 771 code for a protein of 221 amino acids. The record is from RefSeq and is a predicted model, not a curated record. Lineage: Eukaryota; Metazoa; Chordata; Mammalia; Rodentia; Muridae.